Molecule: messenger RNA, 6319 nt
Organism: Wyeomyia smithii (pitcher-plant mosquito)
Lineage: Eukaryota; Metazoa; Arthropoda; Insecta; Diptera; Culicidae
Gene: IntS1
Product: integrator complex subunit 1
Exons: 4
Coding region: 90-6254 (2054 amino acids)
Biological process (GO): U2 snRNA 3'-end processing
Cellular component (GO): integrator complex
Source: RefSeq, a predicted model, not a curated record
AGCUGUCAAAAGACGCCGAUUAUUUUUGCAAAACCGAUGUCAGCAUUAUUUUACUCCGAAAAAAUCCAUAACAACCUCACCCACUGAAAAUGGAUCGUAACAAACCGAGCUCCAGCUCACGCUCGACAAAAAAGCAAAUCAGCUUACCGCAGAGCGAGCUGUUUGCACUCGGCUCCAAGUCCUCUGGCAGUUCCCGCGGUGACGAUGGUAAGGGCAAAGCCGGUGUUGGUGGUAGUGUUUCGGAGCGAAAGCGCGAUGCUACCGCUGCAAUGGCCAGUGCUGCGGUGAAAAAGAUCAAACUAACCGCUGCCGGCGGCUCAUCGUCAGCGCUACAGCCCGGAGCCGGUAAGCCGUCGUCUGGUGGUGAUAGUUCCAGUUCAAGUAGUGUUCUGGAGUACUGGGAACAGAUGGCGUUGGACUGCGACUCCGUGGAUCUUGUUUCGUCGGUUUUGAGUUCGAUCGAUCAGCAGGAUAGCGACAGUGUUGUGGGGUAUAUUUGCGGUGCGAUUAAGCUGCUGGUUUCGCCUAAGUCUAAGUCGGAAUCGGUGCUUUCGUUGUCGCUGCUGUAUUUGGCUAAGAUAAGACCGCAUUUGUUUUGCAACGAAACCAUCACGAGCGCGCUGAUCGCUGUGCUAAAGCGUGACAGCCAAAAUUCGUUCAAGGGGCGCAACAAUCCGACGGUACAUAUUCUGGCAUGCAAUCUGCUGGCUCGAGGCUAUAGCGACAAAAAGCAGUGGCCGGAGAGUUUGAUUCGCACCUACGUUGACGAUGCAAUGAACGAUCGAGUUUGGGUAGAUUAUGAGGAGUGUGCUCCAUUUACCGAUAAUUGUGUGGCUGCUUUUGGGACGAAGAUUCCCCCAAAGUGGAUGUUGCAGCCAGAGCUCAGCACAUUGAACCCGAGUGCUCGAGAUAACCCAGCCUCGAUCGAUGAUGAACACUCCACCGAUAGUGGCAUGUUUGGUGAUGCUCUGGGAAAGGAUCCGGAUGCAAAUUCGCCGCGUUUCGCACACAUUCAAGAGCAGGUGGAAAAACUGGUGGUUGAAGCCGCCAAAGACCAGCUGAAUCGCAGACAAGCACCUGACUGUUCAACGCGAAAUUUUCUCAAAUUUCUGUCGUUAGCUUGUGGUAUCCCGGAAAUACGAGCCGUUGCUAUUCCUAGACUUGAGCUGUGGAUCCACAAUGGUAAACUGAUGAAACCGGCACAGGAGCUGUUGACUUUUAUCUGCUAUAAUGUAACCGGCCAGAACGCAAAAGAUCAUGAAGUUCUCUCCAACUUGGUCAAGAUGAGACUGAAAACUAAACCGUUGAUUAACAUUUUCAUGAUUUGUCUCAAAGAGAUGAUUAACUGUCAGGAGGAGAUUUUAACGACGAUGCUGAAAUAUGUCAUUCAAAAUGAACUGUCCAACGCUCGAAACCCGAACAAUAUGGGAAUGUUGGCAACGAUGUUCCAGGCGAAGCCGACCGAAUCGGCCACUCAUUUGGCGGAGAUUUAUCAGGAAUGCCUUCUGCAGCGGGAAGAUGUGCUGCGUACGCUUCGCGUAUUUCUCCGAGAACUGGUUAAAAUGCUACGCUACGACAUUCAUUUGGUGGUGUUCUGCAAGGCACUGCUAAUUAAUAGACCGGAUUUAACAACGCAAAUUAUGAACUCGGAAUUUCGUGAUCGAAUCUUUCACUCGAUUGCUGAUUUGAUUUGCCUGUGCAUGUUUUUGUCAGUUUCACCUCAGAUAAGAGAAGCAAAUGCUUCGAUACGAAGCGGUCGGGAACCGAAGAGUUCCCCAGCGCUGGCAACAUUCUAUCAGCAAAUGUGUUCCAUUCAGUUUGAUGCGCUCACCUGGAUGCACGAGGUUGUUCCGAUUGUCUACAAGCCGACACCGAAUGAUUUUAAGAUAUGUUUCCAUAAGAUACUUCUACUGGAUAGUCCGGAAGCUUAUGCGAAAGGUGACCAGUGGCCUCCUGAACCGGAGCGAGCUCCGCUUUUGAGAAUUGUUUCCGAGAUUCCUUUACAGCAAAAUUCGAUGCUGCGCAUCAUCCUCAUUGGGAUCACCAAGGAAAUUCCGUUCACCAUUCCGGACACUAUGGAAAUCAUCGAGCAGUUAGUGCGUCGCGCCGGAUCCCUGCGUCACAUCGAUUACCCUCCACUGGAAGUGGCCAAUUUGGAAAUCAUCGAUCUCUUGUUCAAGAUGAGCGAGUAUCAUCACCCGGAUAACAUCGUUCUUCCUCCGAACUAUGAACCACCCAACCUAGCUAUAGCCUCACUGUACUGGAAAACCUGGAUAAUUCUGCUCCUCAUAUCCGCCCACAAUCCAUCCAUGUUCGGUUCAUUCUGCUGGGAACAGUACCCGAUGCUUCGCACCCUGAUGGAAAUGUGCAUCACCAAUCAGAUCGGUCCAACGAAAGCAACCGACGAGGAGCUGCAGGUGUCCACUGCCGAGAAGGCACACAUUCUCGAGUUCGAAAAUCAUUUGGCCUCAAAUGUCAUUACCGAGCAGAACAGUCUUCUGUUAUCGCAGUUAAUUUUAAUGGAUCCACGAGGGGUUGCACGCCGUCCACCAAAUCAGGUACUGGAGCAAAUUCAAUCGUUAAAUGUAACACAUCGGCUGGGUCAUCUGCUGUGCCGUAGUCGCAAGCCUGAUCUAUUGCUUGAGAUUAUUCAACGCCAAGGAACUUCGCAGUCGAUGCCUUGGUUGGCUGAUCUAGUACAAAACAGCGACGGAGAUUUUAAUCAUCUACCGGUGCAGUGCCUAUGUGAAUUUUUACUGUCCAAUUCGAGCACCGUAGUGGUGGAGAACAGUCGCGAAGCCGAAUUGCUUGUUUAUCUGCAGAAGCUGGUGCAGAAUGAAACUGGUGAUCAUCAAAUGAUUUGUGAAAUUUUUGAAUACUUCCUGCGACGACUUUCGUCGUUUUCCAUUCAAGCAAGGCAGUCUGCGAUUCGUGGUUUGAAACUGUUAUUGAAGGUUUUUCAAGAGGAAAGCGAUCCAGUGUCGAUCGAAAGUAACAAUUCCGACUGGUUGUUGCGUUAUCUACCGAUGAUACCACACUUCGCCUAUGUUCGACCGAAUGUCGUUCUACAGCUGCGGGCCGCCUGUCAGGUCGAAAACAUCCCCCAGUUGGUGAUGGUCUACAUUCAAUUUAUCGCUGCUCACACUUCGUUGGAUUCGGAACCCGAUAUGUUGGACCACGUGAUGGACAUGUCGCAUCUGAUAGUCGAGCGCAUCACCAUAUUUUCGCACAUAAUUCCCACCGCGACCAGCCAGACCGAAGACAAAGUACAAACUCUGAACUGUCUGUUUAUUAUGUUUAACAACUUUUUAAUUAAACUUCGGGAGUACAAAAUCACGCAGGCCUUCACCGAAUAUCAGGACCUGUUGCUGGUGCAGUUUGCAGACGAGAGUCAAUGUCACAUCCAUCUGAACAUCAUUCAAGCGUUCGUUAUUCUCCUCACGCACUCCGCCUUCAUCCCGAUGGCGGCUCAAAUUUUGGACUACUGGUUUCCAGAGGGGGCACCCCCUCCGCAGGCCUUCAACAUUGAAACCUCGGAACCGGUGCAGAUUUUGCCGGACUGGUUGAAGCUGAAGAUGAUUCGCAGUAACGUCGAUCGACUGGUGGAUGCUGCCCUGCUUGGACUCACCCCAGAUCAAAUUGUUCUUUUUGUUCAAAACUUUGGAACCCCGAUUAACUCCAUGUCGAAGCUUUUGGCUCUACUAGACAGGGCGGUCAUCGAACAGUUCGAAGCGGUCAACAAUGCUAUUCUGAAUAAAACGUAUCUAACACAGUUGGUGGAAAUUCAGCAAGCCAGAGGAGCGAAAAAUGGCCACAUUUCUAUCCAAGCUUUGCAGCCGGAUGUACUGCCUGUCGGUGAUCCCCCCAGGCCGGAAGUGGUCGUGAUGAAACCGCUUGAACUUGAUCUGAAGGACGAUUCUCGCACCACUGGUGAACCAAGCAAACCACUCUCGAAAACUAAGGAGAUCGAGGAAGCGGUCGAAAUCAUUCUCACCCACCCGAAAAUCAGCAAACCAAAUUUGGCGAAAUACAGGAAAUUGAUUCAACGUUUAAACACCGCUGGGUCCCAGGCGAAAUCCCAGGAGCACACGGCUAACAAAGUUCUGAACUGUGUCGGCAAGCUUGUCAAAAGUUCUCAGGGUCAGUAUUUGAUCAAAGGUUGGGUGCAAAACCCACAGAUGGUAUGCUUUUUCCGUUCCCUGCUGGAAAUUCCACCGGAGAAGUUCGAAAAUAUUAACUACUUGUUGCACAUUUUGGACGAAAUCAUCAAGUAUAUGAAUCCGACAACGAACACCGUAUUGCUGGAGAUAUUAGUCGGCAAACGGCAGCAGCUGAUCAAAUUCGCACAAAAGGAUAACCUGCAAAGUCAACCGCAGUCCCAAAGUCUGCUGCAAGUGCUGACGACGAGCAAAACGUCCGAGGUGGAGAAAAAAGGCAAACAACAGCUGCGUCAAACCAGCACCGAAGAAAUGAUCAACGUCAUCUCGACGCUGCUCAAGGACAUCAAAGUGGAGAACUCCGAGUCGCAGUUCGACAAGCGUGGUUUACUGGUCGACUGGCUGGCCGAUGCCGACUCGGAACUGAUUGGUGUCAACAAGGAGAUACAGAUGGACUUACUUUUCAACCGUAAGAUACCGGAUUUCCGACCGUACUUGCUUUCACUGUUGAGUCAUCAGGCGAGCUGGGCAACGCUCUACCAGGCAAUUGAAAUUUUGAUGAAGCAAUUCAACGUGGAAUAUGAUCCAGCAUCCGUGCUGGAUUUCAUUGACGCAAUGAACAGAAAUCCCAAGCUUUGGCAGGGUCGUGACAAAGCCGUUCCAAAACACGAACAACCGGAGUAUAUCGUUACUCUGAACGGGUCGCAGAUUAAGGUAUUCAUCGAUUACAUACUGGCCGAAGAAGAUCAAGAAAAAAUGGCCGUACGGGUCAAGUUGCUGCUGCAAUGCAUUGAGGACAAAUCGGAACACUUGACUGCGAUGGUGGAAUACGCUGAUGCGAAAGGUGAUUUAUCGUCUAAAAAAUUCCUGCAACACCUUUAUCUAAACAUUCCGUCAAUGAAGUUUUCAAUGCCCCACAUCAAGGGUGUUUAUGACGCGGACGUACGCAAUGCCACCGAUUGCGUGGGAGAUAAAUUUGCGUACUAUAUUCUGACAACGAUUGCGUGCCUCUCGAAUCCGCGGGACUUUCAACAAAUGUCUGCCGAAAUGGAACUUAUCGUAAGGAAGCUUUCGGCUUCCCAUCCGAUACUGCUUCUGCGUCAGCUGUCGGUUUUAGCGACCAUGCUUCAAGGACGAGCUCACAUGGAUUUACAAGUCCUUCGAGCUGAGUAUCACUUCCAUUUGUUUCAUCAAGUGAUUGGAAUUCUGGAACUUUUACAGCCGCUCGUGUUUAAUGACAGCUAUCAAGUCGGUCUUCAGAGCGCAUUGGAUUGUUAUUUCGACCUGUUGAGAAACCACGGCAAUGUGAAGGAAACUUACACUCUCAUCUACCGGUUCAUGGAAUUAUUACAAGCUUACAUCAGUGCCAAUCCGCAGACGGCUGUCGAGUACAUACAAGAGCACUCCGAUCUGCUUAAUGAUCUUGCUGUGCAGCACUACGAUCUCCAGUCUCUACAACAACUGGUCCAGGGCUUAUCCAUGCUCAAACAGUAUCCAACCAGAGCUAUCAAAUGUGAGGUUGGUGAACCUCUACCGGGAACCUCCAAGGAUCCGAUUAGCUUCGGCCCAGCCACGAGCAAACCCAGCCAACAAUUCAUGAACGCGGCGGCCGUAAUGAUGACACCGUACGUCAAAAACGAAGUACUUCCCCAGCAUUGGCAGGAAUUAACCCACGCUUUGCGGUCACGAGACAUCGAGGACAUUUCAAUGCCAUUACUGGAGGUGGACGCACUAACCGUUAAACGACCCGCCCUGCUCGAGGAAAUCUUCGACGAUUUAAUUCGCUUCCUAACCCACCCGACGGGAACCAUUCGUCAAACCGCCCACGGACUGGUCACUCGCUGGCUCAAGCAAAGCCCCGGUAACACGGCCACCAACAGUACAGCACUGACCGCUUUCGUGCAGUGUCUCUACCACGAGGAUGUAGCCGUCGUGCAGUCAGCCCUGGACAAAGCGACCGAGUACACGCUCUGUCUGCAGGAGCACGCGUCACAAAUUCUCACCACCAUGUUUAAUCUAGGCAUCAGCAGCAAACUGAACACCUACACGGCGAUUCGGCGGUGCGUGCAGGCUAUCAAGAAGCAACAUGCCUGCUAACUGUGAGGUAUUAUUUGAUUUAAAUGUUUUUUUUUAAGUGUAAUAAUAAAGGCGUACUACUGUUA